AGUCCUACAACGUAUGUCCGAGUCAGUGUUCAUGGGACUGUGUGUUAAACUUGGGACUUCACAAAUGGUGGCGAUGAGGAGAGAUGUGGUGGACAUCUUGGAUAUGGCGGAUAAUCAAGGGAGAGCAAGUGAUGUGGUCAGAAGGAUGGGGAGUGGAAGUCGCAGAGAAGGAUUCAGACUGAAAGGAUCAGAUGUAGACAUAAUGGGUUGGCCAAAUAACCACCGUGUGAUCUGGGAAUUAUCUCAGUCUCAGUAUUACAACACACACAGACAAACACUGAUCCUCUGUGACUGUUUUGAUAGUCCACCAGGGUACACUUUGUUAUAUUUACUGUCACCAAGCAUGGACAGAAGAAUCCAGAGAGCUUGUGUUAGAAUGAAUAACAGGCUUUAUGUCUCCAGUUCAGAAUACAGAAAGGUUUGUUGUUCUGCACUUUCACCUGACACCGUUUCACAUGGACCCUGUGCCAGUGGAACAUUUGGAACACUACAAUAUGAUUAUGCCCACUGUUUUGUUGGUGACUUUUGGCCUCCAUCUGCCUCCUCAUGGAUAGACAGAUGUCACUCAUGGCCCCAGCCUCAUGUUGUUUAUGAGAUAGUAAAAAAUGGAUGUCACCUUGUAGCAACUGGACAUAAACUAGGAUAUCAUGUGCAUAAUGAAUGGAGAAUUUCUUUCUCUCUUGCAGAACAUAAACUUGUGUGUGCUAUGAAUCACUGUCAAUUCCUAAGUUAUGGCUUGCUUAAAUUGUUCUUAACAGAUAUAAUUAACUAUGGAAUAAGUGAUGAUGAUAAAUUAAUAUGUUCCUAUCACAUGAAGACAGCAGCUUUCUGGGUGAUUCAACAAAACAUGAUAACACAUUGGUGUCCGCAAACUCUCCUGGAGUGUUUCUGGGUUUGUUUCAAACUCAUCCUUAAGUGGGUGUAUGAGGGAGUCUGUCCUAACUUUUUUAUCCCCCAAAAUAACAUGUUUCUGAGUAAAGUCCAUGGUGAAGCACAACAUCAUCUAUUUAUAAGACUGUAUGGAUUGUAUGAGGAGGGUAUAGCAUUCCUGCUACACAGUCCCUCCGUUAGGUCUUGUAUUAUAAAUGUCCUCCAUAACCCCCACCUCUCCAUCUGUACAGAUGAACAUAUUCUGAUUUCUAUGACUGAGUUUGAUACAGAGCUAUUCCAGGAGAUAGACAGUCAUGACAUACUUCACAAAUCAAACCUAGAAACCUUCAUGAGAUAUCUACAUACAAUAGAACAGAUGAUAGACUCAUCCCUCCUUACACAGUAUCAAGUCAUGAUGCUACAGAAACUUUCAGCUACUGUCCUUCAGGGCACUGCUUUUAUAUUACACAUGGAAACUUACACACCUGACAACAAACUGAGGUAUAGAGCUGACAAAAUGUCCUGUUACAUGUUGAAAUUAGCAGCCAGGUUUAGUUAUAUUACUGACAUGAUGUACAUAGCCAUGUAUUAUUACAAGACACUUAGAUACACAGAAGCUUUAUCUAUCAUAGAGAUGAUCAAGGUCAAGUUAGCACAGCCAUAUGUGAUGUAUCGGUAUAAUAUAGAUACAGAGCUGUAUACCGAGGCUGUAGGGGGACAGUCCUGGUCUACAAAGAUGAGACAGGCUGUAGCAAGGGAUAUCAGUCUAGACACUGACGUCCAUUAUAUCAGUGAAUUGGUACCAGAACAACAGUCUGCUCUACAGAACGAGGUGUAUUCAUUAUUCAUACCACCUUUUAUACUAUUAUACAUGCUAGAGAUCUUGUGCUACAGACAUGUAGACACAAUGAGAGUACAAACAGCUCUAGAUGAUCUACAGACCCUAGUUCACUAUGAUCAGGAUCAGCUUAUACCAAUAGAACUCAGAGACAUAUCGUGGCAGAUUCUGGGGAUCUGUCAACAGGUGACAGGGAACCUCCAGGCUGCUCUAUACUCAUACCAACAAUCUCUCAGACAAAGACCACACAACAACAUACAAACAGCUACAGAAAUGAGAAUACAGGAAAUAUGCCACAGCUUACCAAAUUAGUGAAAGAAAACUACACAUUAUCGAAGCCCAUCUGAUAGAAUUUUUCAUUUGUAUCAUUUCUUCUCAUUUUACCAAAUUUUCUGAAUGGUCAUUUCAUUGAUUUAAAAACAGGUGACAGGGAACCUCCAGGCUUCUCUUUACUCAAAUAUUCCCUCUACCAGAUGCCAUAUAACAAAAGACAAACUGCCACAAUUAUCAGAAUUAUAACAAUAUCUAUAGA
Messenger RNA from Saccostrea cuccullata (small rock oyster), 2240 nucleotides. RefSeq lists its product as uncharacterized. The record is from RefSeq and is a predicted model, not a curated record. The transcript has a single exon. Bases 14 to 2020 code for a protein of 668 amino acids. Gene Ontology annotation, molecular function: protein binding. NCBI's taxonomy places the organism in Eukaryota, Metazoa, Mollusca, Bivalvia, Ostreida, Ostreidae.